Molecule: messenger RNA, 1852 nt
Organism: Ochotona curzoniae (black-lipped pika)
Lineage: Eukaryota; Metazoa; Chordata; Mammalia; Lagomorpha; Ochotonidae
Gene: EGR4
Product: early growth response 4
Exons: 2
Coding region: 74-1852 (592 amino acids)
Biological process (GO): regulation of transcription by RNA polymerase II
Molecular function (GO): RNA polymerase II cis-regulatory region sequence-specific DNA binding; DNA-binding transcription factor activity, RNA polymerase II-specific
Source: RefSeq, a predicted model, not a curated record
GGAGUCCCCGGCACACAUCCUGUGUCCAUGUUUGGGCAUUUACGUCACGGCGGCAGGGCCGGGGCCUCCCGAAAUGGCAGUGGCCCGGGGAGUCGGAAGCCCGGAGCCAGCGCCGCCGCAGCUAUAUAAGUGGGGGGGCUGUGGGUUGGGGGAGCCCGACCGCGCUUUGGAGAUCCGAGGAGCCACCGCCCGAGGCAGGUGCCGGGAGGCCAGGGCGCCGCGGCUCCCUGACCCCUUUCCCAGAGGUGAACGCCCAGAGCCAGGAGCCCGGGUGCUUGGGAGUGCGCACCGUGGGGCGUCCCGACCGCCCGCCUCCCCGCAAACCGCGCGCCCCCAAGCCCAGCGGGCGAGGCCUCGGGCGUCCCGCAGCCUCCGCCGCCGCCGCCGCGCCAUGCUCCACCUUAGCGAGUUUUCCGGCCCCGACGCGCUCCUCAAGUCCACCGAAGGCUGUAGCGCGGAACCCAGCGUUGAACUGUCUCGGCUGCCGGCCAGGGAAGCUUCCGCGACCGCAAGCUACCCCGGAGCAGGCGACUUCCUGAACUGGGCCUUGAGCAACUGCAGUGCCAGCGCCGGGGGGGACCUAGCCGACUCCUGCUUCCUGGAGGGCCCUGCGCCCACGCCCCCUCCUGGGCUCAGCUACAGCGGUAGCUUCUUCAUUCAGGCAGUACCUGAACAUCCGCACGACCCAGAGGCACUCUUCAAUCUCAUGUCGGGCAUCCUAGGCCUGGCACCUUUCCCCAGCCCCGAGGCGACAACAUCUCGGUCUCCCGUGGAGGCCCCUUUUUCCGCGGGCACCGACGCCUUGCUGUCGGGUCCCCCGGAUCUUUACUCCCCGGAUCUGGGCGCGGCCGCCUUCUCCGAGGCGUUCUGGGAGGUCUCGCCUUCCACGGGUGCCCCCUCACAGUGCCUGUACGAACCUCAGCUCUCCCCGCCCGACGUCAAGCCGGGCCUCAGGGCACCUCCAGCCUCGCCAGCGCUGGACGCAGUCUCGGCCUUCAAGGGUCCCUACGCACCCUGGGAGUUGCUUUCCGGAGGGGCCCCAGGAAACUGUGGGUCACAAGGAGGUUACCAGGCCGUUCCCGAAGCCCGUUUCCCCUCAAUAGGGACCAAAAUUGAGGACUUGCUGUCCAUCAGCUGCCCCGCGGAGCUGCCGGCCGGCCCAGCCAACAGACUUUACCCCACCGGAGUCUAUGACGCUUUUUCACUGGGUCACUUGGGGGAAGCAGCCGAGGGCCUCCCGGGGCUGCUCACCCCUCCUAGUGGGGAGGGAGGAGGAAAUAUCGGCGACGGCGGGGAGUUCCUGGCCGGCACGCAGCCUCAGCUUUCCCCGCUGGGCCUUCGCAGCGCCCCCACAGCAGACUUCCCAAAACCUCUGGUGGGCGACAUCCCUGCGAGCAGUGGUGCAGCUGUGCCUCCCGUGCCGCCGCCGCCACCCAUCCCUUACCCCCCGACCAAAGCGCGGCGCAAAGGGCGCCGGGGCGGCAAGUGCAGCGCACGCUGCUUCUGCCCGCGGCCGCACGCCAAGGCCUUUGCUUGCCCGGUGGAGAGCUGUGUGCGCAGCUUUGCGCGCUCCGACGAGCUCAACCGCCACCUGCGCAUCCACACCGGCCACAAACCCUUCCAGUGCCGCAUCUGCCUCCGCAACUUCAGCCGCAGCGACCACCUCACCACGCACGUGCGCACCCACACGGGAGAGAAGCCAUUUGCCUGCGACGUGUGCGGCCGGCGCUUCGCGCGCAGCGACGAGAAGAAACGGCACAGCAAGGUACACCUCAAGCAGAAGGCGCGCGCCGAGGAGCGGCUCAAGGGCCUUGGCUUUUACCCACUGGGGCUCUCCUUCGGCGCCCUGUGA